CAAAAUCGAGAAGGCGAAGAAGAAGAGAAGAAGAAGAUAGGGAAGAAACAGCGCCGUGUUAUUAAGGUUGGUAAUUUCCGUGUCUCUGUGUCUUGGCUUCUCUUUUCUUCUGUUAUUGUCUGAAGAGUCUCUGUGUGUUUGUGUUUUGAGUGGAGAUAAGCUUUUGAGAAGAGUGAAAGAAGAUGGUGAUGGAUUCAUCAAAAUGGUGGUGGAUUGGAAACCACAACACGACUAAUUUCUCUCCAUGGCUUCACUCUACUCUCUCUGAGUUGGAUGAGAAGACAAAGGAGAUGCUGAGAGUGAUCGAUGAGGAUGCGGACUCUUUCGCCGCACGAGCCGAGAUGUAUUACAAGAAAAGGCCUGAGCUCGUUGCUAUGGUCCAAGAUUUCUACCGCUCGCAUCGCUCCUUAGCCGAGAGGUACGACUUGUUGAGACCUUCCUCUGUGCACCGACACGGCUCAGAGAAGAGUCGUCAUGAGAAGUCAUCAACUUGGGAUGAGUCUUCUUGGUCCGAGGCGUGCGAGACUCAUGAGGAGUACUACGCUGAGUCCGAAGUCGAUGACGGUGAAGACAAAUGGGUCGAUGAAGGUGAGGAAACGGAAACAUCCCGAGUUGAUGAUGGGAUGAUGAAGGAAGAGGUAGAGAGGCUGAGAGAGGAGAAUAAGGUUUACAGUGAGAUUGUAAGGGAGAAAGAUGAGGAGAAGAGAGAAGCUAUAAGGCAGAUGAGUUUAGCGAUUCAAAUGCUCAAAGAAGAGAACUCGGAGCUGAAGAGAUGUGUUUCUAACGUUGUUGCAAAGCAUAAUGAUAAGGAGAGUGAUGUGUCUCAGAGGAAGCAACAGAUGUGGAAGGCGUUUGAGUUUAACAAGCUUGAAGGGUUGUUUGGGAGAGUAGUGGGCAAUUGGGUCGUCCCAAAGACGGAUCCUACUACUUCCAGAGAGCUCAUGACUCUUUAAAAAAAAAGAAACAGAGAGGUCUGUGCGAUCAUAGCAGCUUUCCCUAAAGAUCUUUGUAGUCUGUGAUAGGUAAGAGUAUACUCAAGUAGUUAGUGUAAGGCCUCGUAAGAUUAUAGUUAAUAGCUAAGUCUAUGCAUGUUUGUUUUACAUUUGAUGUAGUUCUUUCUUUGCUUAUUUAUUCGUUCUUUCGUUUGGAAAAUCAUUUUUUUUGUUCUUUUAUUUUGCAAGUUCUUUUUCUGUGUGUACUAAGUGAUUACAGUGGCUUGUUUGUUUAAAAGUCUUGACCAUUGUUGUUUUUAUUUUGGUCAACAUAAUAUAUUAUUAAGAGAACCAA
Messenger RNA from Brassica napus (rape), 1287 nucleotides. Its product is annotated as protein NETWORKED 3A. Bases 183 to 953 code for a protein of 256 amino acids. The transcript is spliced from 2 exons. The record is from RefSeq and is a predicted model, not a curated record. Gene Ontology annotation, molecular function: actin binding. Lineage: Eukaryota; Viridiplantae; Streptophyta; Magnoliopsida; Brassicales; Brassicaceae. Gene Ontology annotation, cellular component: vacuolar membrane.